Molecule: messenger RNA, 3779 nt
Organism: Equus quagga
Lineage: Eukaryota; Metazoa; Chordata; Mammalia; Perissodactyla; Equidae
Product: tRNA (guanine-N(7)-)-methyltransferase non-catalytic subunit WDR4-like
Exons: 11
Coding region: 46-1275 (409 amino acids)
Biological process (GO): RNA (guanine-N7)-methylation
Cellular component (GO): cytosol; tRNA methyltransferase complex; nucleus
Molecular function (GO): protein binding; tRNA (guanine(46)-N7)-methyltransferase activity
Source: RefSeq, a predicted model, not a curated record
GGCGCCUGGCGGGCGCACGUGGGUGGCAGCUCAGCAGGAAGGCAUAUGGCGAGUUCCGUGGGGCUGUCGCUCUGCGGACAGGUGGUGGUGGUCCGGGGCGGCAGUCGGUUCCUGGCCACCUCCACUGCGAGCAGUGAUGAUGACAGCCUCUUCACAUAUGAUUGCAGUACUGCCGAAAAGAAGUCACAAGAAAAUAAAGGGGAGGAUGGACCACCCGUGGAUCAGGGGAGUGACACGAUCCUGGCCUCCACCUUCUCCACAUCUGGCAGCUAUUUUGCUUUAACAGAUGACAGUAAGCGUCUGAUUCUUUUCCGUACAAAACCAUGGCAAUGUCUGAGUGUCAGGAUGGUGGUGAGGAGGUGCACAGCCCUGACUUUCACAGCCUCCGAGGAGAAGGUUCUGGUGGCAGAUAAGUCUGGGGACGUUUAUUCCUUUUCGGUGCUGGAGCCACACGGAUGCGGCAAGCUGGAACUCGGACACCUGUCGAUGUUGCUGGAUGUGGCUGUGAGUCCCGACGACCACUUCAUCCUCACCGCCGACCGGGACGAGAAGAUCCGGGUCAGCUGGGCCUCGGCGCCACACAGCAUCGAGGCCUUCUGCCUGGGGCACACAGAGUUCGUGAGCCGCAUCUUCGUGGUGCCUGACCAGCCCGAGCUGCUUUUAUCCUCCUCCGGGGACCGCACCCUGAGGCUCUGGGAGUACAGAAGCGGCCGAGAACUGCACUGCUGUCACCUGGACACCCCGCAGGAUCCGUCGGAGCCUUGGGGCGACCAGAGAUUUGCCGCGGCCAGGAUGGUGUAUUGGCACCGGGAGAACUGUGUGGCGCUCCUGGGUGAUGGUAUCCCUGUGGUCUACAUCUUCCAGCUGGAUGCCCCCCGACGGCAGUUGGUGUACAGACAGCAGCUGACUUUCCAGCACAGAGUGUGGGACAUUGCUUUCGAGGAGAGCCAGGGGCUGUGGGUCCUGCAAGACUGCCGGGAAGACCCCCUUGUGCUCUGGGGGCCUGUGGGCGGCCAGUGGCAGUCUGUUCCUGAAAAUGCUGUGUUAAAGAAAGUCUCCGCUUAUCUCCGCGGGAAUUGGGCCAUGCUGGAAGGCUCUGCUGGCAUGGCCGACAGCUUCAGCAGUCUCUACAAGGCCACCUUCGACAACAUGAGCACCUACCUCAAGAAGAAGGAGGAGAGGCUGCAGCAGCAGCUGGAGAAGAAGCGCCGGAAGGACCCUCCUCCUGGGCCCAACGGACAGACCAAGAAGAUGAAGUCAGGGGCGGGCCCUUGAGCGCUCAUCCUGGUGGUGUGACGGCUCUCUCCACCUCGGACUGGCAGAAGCGGAUUGUCCUCGGCCCCUCCCUGCCGCAGCUCUUUAGGAAGAAAAGGGGGCGUCUUUCCCCACGCACACUUGGCAGCAGUUAGGUCCAGACCAGCUCAGCGGGCCCCUGGGGCUGUCCCAGAUACUGGCCGGCGUCCUGGGCUCUAGAACAUUCUGUCGCCAAGCAGAGGCUCCUCCGUCUGGUGUCUGAGCUCCUUCUGGUUGCAGGGAAGCCGUUCCGUGUGUCCGCUCGCCUGGCGGUGCUGCAGGUGAGGGGUGAGGACCUGGGGUGCUCUGUCUCCCUGUCGGACGAGCCUCGCCCUGCAGGAGAGGCAGUUUUGACUUUUCUGUUCUUCCCGAGAUGCCCCCAACGCUGGAUGCAUUUCCUCCAGGAGAAAUCCGAUAGCGAAUGUUGUGGCGGCCUGAUCCACAUUUUCGUUUUGUUCCUGUCGUGUCGUCCUUCUGGGUGGAAUGCUGCGCUCCCAGCAGGCAGCCACUCGUCACGUGGGCUCUUGAAACCCGAGUGGCAGUCCUCCAUCAGCAUGAGCUGCAGCGCACGUGCCCACGCCCCACGUGGUGGGCCGCCCCUGUGAGGGGAGUGGUGAGCUCGGUGGGACCGUGCUGGUGCUGGAAGCGGACUUGCUUCAGGGUGUGCGAGGCCCUGGGGCCCUGGCUGCGGACCGACUUCUGCAGGGAAGCGAUUGAUGACAUCAUGUGUAUUUAUUAUUUCAAUUUGAACUUUGUGCCCACGCUGCAAAGAGCAGGGGUGUCAGCUGAGUUCUAAUCACCUAUCAAUAGAGAUGAGCUUUUUGCAGCUUCUAGAAAUGUUCAGCAGCAACAUGUUUCAGAAUAUAUUGAGCAAAACCAUUUUUGAUGAGUGUACUGUCUGUGACUGAAAUGUUCACUUUUUGAAUUGAAGAAAAAGAAAUUUUUGGUGUGGGCGUUUUGGGGGGCCCUUGGAAACAAAUCGGUUUCUGUAUCAAAAGCUGGAAUGCUGCAGCUUUUCCCGAAGUGCCUGGUGUCACUGUAAGCGUUGAUCUGAAAACAGUGCUGUCUGUGAACUGUUCAGGCUCGCCUCCCAGCAGGGGUACCCGCACGCCCCAGGCUGGGGGUUGGGUUGGGCAAAAGUAGUUCAAGAGCAGAGGGGGCGAGCCCGGGAUGGAAUGGGGGUGCCCAGGUGGAAUGGGGGUUCCUGGGGUGGAAUGGGGGUGCCCAGCCUUGGCCCUCCUGUAGGAGGAGCCUGGCCUUGUCAGCACUUCAUCGGGCAUAGGGGGUGUUCUCGUUAGUAAUCUGUUUUGAAAUUCUUUUUUAGGAGAAAUUUAGGUUUGGUCUUGUUGGUGUCUGUGGUUCAAGACAGGGGUCAGCAAACUGGCCCACAGGCCACAUCCCGCCUGCUGCCUGAUUUUGUACGGCCUGUGAGCUAAGUUUGGGUUUUACGUUUUAAACGGGUGAAAAAUCAAGAAAAAUAAUGUUCCUUGAUAUUGGAAAACUAUAUGCCAUUUAAAUUCCAGUGUCCACAAAUAAAAUUUCCCUGGGGCACAGCCACGCUGGUUCAGUUGGGUCUGGUCCCUGCUAGGUCUGCUCUCCACAGCGGCAGGGCGCGGGAGUUGCCGUGGAGACCAUAUGGCCUGCAUUGUCUGAAAUAUUUAUUAUCUGGCUCUUUGCAGACAAGUUUGCUGAUUCCUAUUUAAGAUCCCUUUUAAAUCCAUGUAGUUUUAAAAAUUAACUGGUUAAUUUAUUUAAAAAAAACCCAAAUGCUCUUCUUCCUGUGUUCUCGUUGACCUUCUUUCACACUAGCAUUUGCUGUGUCCCCGUGGACGGGUGGGGCAGGUGUCUGAGGUUCAGGUGUCAGCCCCGGUCCUCCCUGCCGGGGCUCAGGUAGGGACGGCACGGGCAGAGCUGAGCAGUGUCUGAGGCGGGUCCUCUGGCGCCUGAUACGGAUGCCCAGGCACGCUUGGCAAUGCGAGGUAGUGCUGGAGCGGCGGCAGGAGCUGAGAGUAGAGUUGGGAGGGACCACGGCAAUCUGUCUUCCCAGUGGUUGGUUUUCAGUGGCUUUCAUUCUUAUCAAGGUCAUACGUGCACGUGACAGGGACCAAAUCAUAGUGACCAGCUUAUUGUGAUGGUGACCUGCCCUGCCCUUUCCUCCUGCCCCUGUUCCUUCUCCCCAGUUGGGAGAGUCAUUCUCCCUCUGCCCACGCAGCCCCAUUUGUUCCCCUUUCUGUCCCAGGACACGCUGACCUCAGGCUCCAGGUUGGUGUGGCCGGUGGCGGCCCAGCCUCAGGCUGCAGCAGGUGGCGGGAUACAGCGCCCUUUGCUGCAGGAUCCUCCCCGUGGGGCUGCCUCCCUCUAUGACUGCAGCCUCGGGGGCUCUGGCUCCCCCACCCCAGGGGCAGAAAUGGCUUCUUCCUGGGUUCUGAAACCAUGUCCACGCCUCUGGAAUCAGUCCUUCCAUUAAAGGUCUUUGACAAAUCUCA